This is a messenger RNA of Pezoporus occidentalis (night parrot), 5647 nucleotides long. RefSeq names its product collagen type XIII alpha 1 chain (gene COL13A1). The coding region runs from base 805 to 3042 and encodes 745 amino acids. NCBI's taxonomy places the organism in Eukaryota, Metazoa, Chordata, Aves, Psittaciformes, Psittacidae. The record is from RefSeq and is a predicted model, not a curated record. The transcript is spliced from 40 exons.
ACACAGCAUAUUGGGCAGUAGGGUUUAGAACCCAGUGUCAGCUUGAGUUUGGGGAUGGGCAGAAAUACUCAUUAGAAGUGCACUGAGCCCUGUUUGUAGUGUAGGAUGACCAGGAGAAAAUACAGGGAAAUGGCUGAGCAACACCCCAGCGGUCAAAGGGGCCUUCAUACUCUCCUCUUGCCCAACAGAUGCUCCCACCGUUGUUCUUGAAAUCAGUUGAUGCUUUGGUGAAGACAGGGGCAACCCAUAGUCACUUAAGAAAUUUGGUGAGAUUGGGACUAAAAGGGGCAAAGGAAGGAAGGAAAUGAUGAAAUGAUGCAAUAGUCCAGAGGUUCCCAGACUCAAUUGCCGUCUGGACCACAUCCGAAGGAAAAGAUCCUCUCACGGACAUUUUCUCUCCCAUUUCUGAACAUGCAACAUUUCUGUGGCAAUUGCAACAAUUCCAUACAUGAAAAAAUAAUAUUUAGCAGAUGGAAAAUCAGGAAAAAAGUCAGGGCCCUGUAAUUAGCUUGCUCUCCAUGGACUUCAGAUACCUUCAGAGCCUGAGCGGAGAGCUGUGGGUAGAGCCAUGCUGAAAGGAGAGAAAACUUCACAAACAGGAGAUUAGGAAACCAAAGCAAUCAGAGCUCAUGGUCAAGGAGCUGUGGAGAGUUUUUUAACCAUUCCGUUUCCUAAACCCUUUCAUGUGAUUUCAUCUCUUUAUCAUGCCCUUUCUUCGGAGUUUGAAGCUAACUUUCGUCAUUUCUAUGUACUUUGUUUCAGGGCCUUACAGGAAGACCAGGGCUCCCGGGAGACAAAGGUGCGAUGGGGAUCCCUGGACGACCGGGUGCUCCAGGAGAAGCAGGCAUGUCUAUCAUCGGGCCCCGUGGUCCACCCGGACAGCCUGGAACAAGAGGUUUUCCUGGAUUCCCGGGCCCUAUCGGCUUGGACGGCAAACCGGGUUACCCUGGACAGAAGGGGGAGAUGGGUGCUGCAGGUCCCAGGGGACAACCCGGACCCCCAGGACAAAAAGGAGAAAAGGGUCAGUGUGCAGAGUACCCGCACAGGCUGUUGCCUCUCCUCAAUUCAGUGCGGCUGGCUCCGCCUCCGGUCAUAAAGAGACGCACUUUCCAGGGUGAACAAGGACAAGCAGGAAUCCAAGGUCCCCCGGGCCCCCCUGGUCCACCAGGGCCGGCUGGACCGGCUGGACCUGAAGGAAUCCCAGGGCAGCCAGGGCCAAUUGGACCACCUGGCAUAGCUGGAGAACCUGGGAAGCCUGGCAGAGAUGGAAAGGGCUUACCUGGGCCUCCUGGACCAAAGGGGGACCCUGGGAUUCAGGGAUACCCUGGCCGAAAGGGUGAGGUGGGUGAGUCAGGCCUGCCUGGUGCACAUGGCCUCCCUGGAGCUACUGGCCCCAAGGGUGAAAAGGGGGACACUGGCAUAAAGGGGGAGAGAGGCAUGCCAGGGCUGCCAGGAAGACAUGGCACUAAGGGUGCUCCUGGGGUGGCCACCGCAGGGAUGAAGGGUGAGCCCGGGACUCCAGGAGAAAAGGGAGAUCCUGGAGUCCCAGGGAGGAUGGGCCCCCCAGGUUUGCCAGGGAAGAAGGGGCAGCGGGGUGAGAAAGGACGAGCCGGUGACCCUGGGCUGCCGGGACUCCCUGGCACCAAGGGAGAGAAAGGAAAUGCUGAGAAUGCCUUGGUGGGAGGUAAAGGAGAACCUGGCCCUCCAGGUCUGCCUGGGCCUCCUGGACCAAAGGGAGAAGCUGGUGACAUUGGCCGGCCCGGUACUGCAGGGUCACAGGGGCAAAAGGGGGAACCUGGUUCACCGGGAGAUCAGGGACCCAUGGGCCCAAGGGGCCCCAAAGGAGAGCCUGGGAAGGAUGAAAUGAUGGACUAUGAUGGUAACAUCAGUGAAGCUCUCCAGGAAAUACGAACUUUGGCCUUGAUGGGACCCCCAGGACUUCCAGGUGUGGCUGGGCCUCCAGGGCCUCCAGGACAGAAGGGUGAAAUCGGCUUGCCAGGUCCCCCAGGCCAUGACGGAGAAAAGGGACCACGGGGCAAGCCUGGAGAAAUGGGCCCCCCUGGCCCUCAUGGACUGCCAGGAAAGGAUGGACCCCCUGGAAUAAAGGGAGAGCCAGGCCAUACUGGGGUCAUGGGAGAAAAGGGCGACAAAGGAGAGCCAGGACAAGCUGGCUCACCAGGUCUUGAUGGCUCCACUGGGGAGAAAGGCGAGCGGGGUUAUCAAGGGAUGCCAGGACCAUCAGGAUUGCCAGGUCCCACUGGACUUCCAGGAUUGACAGGAGAGAAGGGUGAGCCUGGGCAGCGUGGAGACAAAGGAAAUCCAGGAGAAUCGAUAUCUGGACCCCCUGGACCCCAAGGCCCGCCAGGACCUCCUGGUCUUCAGGGUCUCCCAGGACCGAAGGGGGAAGCAGGGAUUGAUGGAAUGAAAGGAGAGAAGGGUGCCCAGGGUGAAAAAGGAGACAGAGGGCCACUGGGAUUACCCGGUGCUUCAGGUUUAGACGGCAGGCCUGGACCACCGGGUACUCCAGGACCAAUUGGGGUUUCAGGACCAGCAGGACCAAAAGGAGAAAGGGGUAGUAAAGGAGAUCCUGGAGUUGUAGGACCAAUGGGGCCAGCAGGGCUUCCCGGUUUACAAGGUCUACCUGGGGACAAAGGAAUCCGGGGGGAGAGGGGCAAGAAAGGCUCUAGAGGGUCUAAAGGGGAUAAGGGAGACCAAGGAGCGCCUGGAUUAGAUGCACCCUGUCCGUUGGGUCUCCGAGGUUUUAAAGGCGAGAAGGGUGAGCCGGGGUUACCUGGGCUGGACGGCCUGGAUGCCCCAUGCCCAUUGGUAUGGUGUACCUUCCCUUUCCUACAUGCCUGUUUGCUUUUUGUAUCUUGGUUGUCACUUUCUAAUACCUCUGAACAGGUGCAUGCCAUAGAAACAUCUGGCAAUUCCUUCUUUACCUAUCCCCACCCAAGCUGCAUCACACUGCUGUUGUCAAAAACAGCCCCUUCCCUUCGUGCUAUGAUUCACAGCUGCUGUCAGCAUUACCUUGUGGCAUGAGGAAAAACAUAACAGAAAUGUGAACUUAUUUACAACUGCCUCAAUUCUUUCUUUGUCUUUGCUUCAGCAUCUUUCAGUAGACUAACAUACAAAGAACUGCCUCUGCACUGGCUUGGCUUUCUAGCAAGGAGCUGCCAUGCUGAUGUCCUUCAGUAACUCUAUUUUUGAAUGCUUGUACAUGGCUAGCACAGCCUGACACUGCUCAGUAUUAAUCAGCCUAUGCGUUAAUAUGACUGAAAAAAAAGUUAUCCUCUUAAACAUACUAACUGGACACAUAUCUCCCUUGAUUUCUGCUAGAUAAUUCCUAUUUGUGACUCUCCCCAGAAGUCCAAAUGGUCCCAUAUCAUCCAAGAAACUUGAAUUUGGAAUUGCCUGUUCCCGUAAUACAUUGGAACUUGUACUCUCAUGCCCUUCAGGACCUUGUUUGGCAUGACUAUGUUUGCUUGAGGGUGGCUGUUCCAAGCUUUAUGCUCACUUAAAAGGGUUUGAUGCCAUUUGCAAGGGAUGGGAUAGCAGUUAGUUCAACUAGCUGGAAAAAUAUGUCCCAGAUGAAAAAAGCCCCAUUCAGGUGGGAAGGUUUUCUUGGUUUCCUGAGGAAACUACCCCUGAAAUUAAAAGUCUUUGUUGUUUGACCUUUGUGAAGAUCUAGCAUUAGUCUUCCUUCCAGCAUUCCAUCCUUUUUGAGAGUGCUGUUGUCUCUUUGGUAGACUACCUUUCUCUUUAAUGUCUCUGCUCUCAGUUAGGAUUCACCCCACAUGGCUAUAUUAGAAUGUAUACUUCUUUUCAUACCUCUUUUUAUUAGUGGAGACUCAACAAAAAAAUUUGGUGAAAUAGAGAUGCCAUUGUUUUAUAUAUAUAGAUAGUGUUCUGGCAUGCAAGUUAGCUUGGGAAUGUGAAUAAGCAUGGGUUUAGAUCCAACCCAGUUAAAAGCUUAGCAUACAGCUGACACAUCCACGUGUGUAACUUGUGGAGGCCGUGACCUAAUGCUUUACACAUCUGAGAUAUGUGGAAAGAGAUACUUGGUACUAAUAAGCAUGUUGCAUUUCCAUUCUUGGCAAAAUCGCCUACAACAAACACUUCCUUGUGACCCUGGUCUUCCUUUGAUCCCUAAGAUAUAACGCCCUGGCCUCCCAUCCUUCAUACACCUAACUUCCCAUCUCCUCCUGCAAUGCACUACACAGUCAUUCUCACCACCACCAAAGUACCAAUGGGAACACCACAAUUUACCUGUAAUUCAGUAUUUCCACAGUGUGGGAGGGUGGGGGAGGAAGUAGCACAAGGAGGGCACAGUCCAGAAAAUGCAUUUGAAAAGCAGUAUGAUUGUAGCAUCAUGGCAACGGUCAGUUCAUCAGUCCCUUGAAAGUGCAUCUCCUUUAAAUAGUUUAUCAAGUUUUCUUGAUACAGUACCAUGCAUUUGCUUUUCUGUUUGGUGUUUUUUCCCCUCUCACCUUCACAAAUGGCAUGAUACGCACUUCAGAUCUCUCACACAGUACUUGAAGAAGUGACAACUAAGUCAUUUCAAUAAAGAAAUGUGCCUGCAUUGUGCGCUGUACAAGUUCACUCCCUGCUCCUGAGUUUUCUUGGGGAAUAGAAACAGCCCACGAAUCCAACACACAGAACAGAAUUUUUGGGCUUCUCAUGUCAGAGGUGUAUCUCCUUACAUCUGACUCUCCCUCCUGCUCAAAAGCAGGAGAUUAAGCGUCACUGACAUAAUUCCUCCUUUUCUCACAUCAAUUUAGGCUUCGCUGAGAUGAAAUUAAUGGCAGUAAUUCACAAAAGCAUUUCCCAGCAAAACAGUCUCAGUCUUUUAGAAGCCACAGCCUUUAAAGUAUUCAACCCUCUUCAGCAUUAAAACGAAACAGUCACAUCCCCACUUUGGGAUGUGUAGUCCAAGACUUCAGGGUUGCAGAAGUGCCAGUGGAGUUUUGCAGAAAUCUCACUGACCUGACUGAGGCAAAAGCCCCUCUCAGGGAGUCAGCUGAGACCUCUUCAGCCAGCACCCGGUCUGCCCUGCUGCUUGCCUUCCUAAUUUCACUGGAGCAAGAUCUUCUCAGAAGCAAGAGGGGGCAGCUGGGCAGUCUCUCACAUGAUAAAGCAAACCUUUUAACAGGGCAGAAAAGAAAUGGAAUUUUUCUCCAGACUCCCCUUGGGACCCAAGGUCAGUGCUGCCUGUUUGCUAUAACCUCAGCAUUACAGAGUCAAGCCCGAUGACACAGAUCAGCCAUCUCGCGCUUUCCACUGCCAACUUCCUGUAGUACUUUUCUAGCUGAAUGGGACCUCCUGUGUUCCCCCCUACCUUCAGGGGAGCCUAGAAAAAUACCUUCCUCAGUGAAGAAUGAGAAUGAGCCUACAGACCCUAUGAACAUAAGUCCUUGCAUCACCCGCAGGCAACCCCCCUCUUCAGCCCCAACCCUCUCUUCAAGCUACACUGGUUAUGUUAGCCAGAAGUCUGGGUCAUUCCAGAAGGGUGAGGAAUAUCUUUCAGGCUAUUCCUCCAGCCCUGCUUCAGACUGUUUGUUGCAGCUGUAAUAGUUAACCCAUGCCUUCUUUCCUCAAUCUUAGUGCUAUUUUCUGUGUCCUAAACUGCUAUUUCAUCCAUCUUUUU